Messenger RNA from Sesamum indicum (sesame), 1367 nucleotides. RefSeq names its product calcium uniporter protein 5, mitochondrial. Gene Ontology annotation, molecular function: uniporter activity; calcium channel activity. Gene Ontology annotation, cellular component: uniplex complex. NCBI's taxonomy places the organism in Eukaryota, Viridiplantae, Streptophyta, Magnoliopsida, Lamiales, Pedaliaceae. The record is from RefSeq and is a predicted model, not a curated record. Gene Ontology annotation, biological process: calcium import into the mitochondrion; mitochondrial calcium ion homeostasis.
ACAGACUCUAAAAGAUUCUCUCUCCUCUCUCCUCCUCCAACCUCGGAGCACUAUAUAUAUCCCCAUCUACAUUCCAUCAUCCACCACCGGCGAUUUUAUCCCCUUUCACUUCAAUUCUCUCUCUCUCUCUAUAACCCUGAAAAUGGCGCUUCGCACAACACUCUCGAAGCGCUUGUUCGGCGCCACCACCCCAGACUCUCCACCUCCGAUCACCACCCUUCUACGCUCGCCCGUUCCGCCGCUGCAUGCGGCCAAAGCCAACUUCCGCCGCGAGUACCUCACCUCACCGGACUCCGCCCCUGCCAGAUUCUUCCGCCGCUUUCUCCAGCGGCGGGGCCUCUCCCGACGGAGGAAGGGUUUCGCGUGGGUGCUGGGGACGCGAAGAGGGUGCUGAGGUUUGUACAGAUGGAGAAGGUUAGAGAAAAGUUGAGGAAUAUUCCGGCGAGUACGAUACCGUACGGUGAGUAUUUACGGGUGUGCUGUGACGUCUGCGGGAAUACAGAAACGGGCUUGGAGUUUGCCAAAGCGUUGGAUGAAUCCCAAAACGUCAUCGUCCUGGGUGGUGUCGUUUUUCUCCGGCCAGAUCAGGUGGCCAAAUCAAUGGAGGAACUAAUUUCCCAAUCAAUAGCUAUGCCAAACGACCCAAGAAGGAAAGAGCUGGACAAUCUGGAAAACGAAAAGGCCCGAAUCGACAAGAAAGCCCGGUCCAUCGUGCGGGGAGAGCUGUAUUGUGGGCUGGGCUUUUGGUUCGUUCAAACAUUGGGCUUCAUGAGGCUGACAUUUUGGGAGCUAAGCUGGGAUGUGAUGGAGCCCAUUUGCUUCUUUGUGACCUCACUUCACUUUGCAUUGGCCUAUGCUUUCUUCUUGAGGACCUCAAAAGAACCCUCCUUUGAGGGCUAUUUCCAGCGCAGGUUCAAACUCAAGCAAAACAAGCUUAUGAAAGCCCACAACUUUGAUCUUGAGAGGUAUAAUCACCUGUGCGAGGUUUUUUAUCGCGAGAAACGAGACAACGUGAACGUUGUCGAGCGUUUGGAUCAUGUACGAGGAGCGGUUUUUGGCUCUGUUCAUGGUUGAGUUGUACAUAGACAUUAGGAACGGUGGUUUUGAGCUUGUACGUAAAGAAUGAAGUGAGUUUCUGUUGUUCUUUUCUAUAAACAGAAACGUAAAUUAUGUCUCACUCUCGUCCGUUGGAUUGGUUCUUUCUGUAGGAUUGGGGUAUUAGGUUUGUGGAGUGGAGCAUGUAAGAUCGCACAACUCAAACUCGCUCCAUAAACAACUUCCUUCUCUUAGCUCAAACUCUAGUUACAUUUUCUAAAAAUGUUUAUUUUGCACGGAUUUGUAUAAUGCAGCAAAGACAUUUUGAGUUC